Messenger RNA from Rhizophagus irregularis DAOM 181602=DAOM 197198, 405 nucleotides. The record is from RefSeq and is a predicted model, not a curated record. NCBI's taxonomy places the organism in Eukaryota, Fungi, Glomeromycota, Glomeromycetes, Glomerales, Glomeraceae.
AAAAAUUAAGGAGUUCGUUAAUCAAGCACCUUCAAAGUUCGAUUUCCUAUCAUUAAUAACUUAUAAUAUGUGUAAAUUUACGUUUAAAUAUCGCAAAGCUGCCACUGUCAUACGUAAUUCACUGCGCCUAUACACAAAUAUGAUGCAAUACAGACGUAAAAAUGUCCAAAGGUUGGAUCUUUCUCUUGAGUGCGUACAAGUGGUUAGGAAAUCUAAGAGGAAAAUGGCAGAAAAAGUUGAUUACGGAAUUCGUGGUGCCCUUCAAGGAAUGAGGGUACAGAAAAAAAUGCUUGGACGAAAUUCAACGACCAUUUUUAUGUAGAAAGGACGGAAUAAUGACUCCCUUCGGUCCUACGGGGAGGAAGGUAGAACUAUACAAAUUCCAAUCGGUCAUAAUCAUCACAA